CGACCGUCAUGGCGACCACGAUGCGCGCGCUCGCGACGCGCGUCGUCGCGCCGCCGUCGUCGUCGAGCGCGUCGUCGCGCCGCCGUCGCGCGGUCGUCGCUCGCCGCGCUCGUCGCGUCGACGCCGCCCCGAUCGCGGUCGUCGCGUCUUCCGCAGCUUCCGACGCGCCCGAGGCGGACGCGUCCGUCCCCGAGGUCAGCACGUCGCGCCGCGUCGCGCUGACCGCGGCGGCGUCGUCGCCGUUCCUCCCGUCGCUCGCGUCGUUCCUCGCCGCGUCCGCGGCGUCCGUCGCGACCGCGGCGCCCGCGCUCGCGGCGCCCGCCGCGAGCGCGAAGAUCACGUCCAAAGUCUUCUUCGAUUUCGCCGUCGACGCCGUCCCCGCGGGAAGGGUCGUCUUCGGCGUGUACGGCGACGGCCCGAACCCGAUCUCCGCGGCGCGGUUCCUGACGCUCGCGAGAGGCCUCAACGGGCUCGGGUACAAGCGCACGCAGAUCGACGCGAUCGAGUACGCGGAAGAGGGCGGCGCGGACGUCCCGUUGUUCGUCGGCGACUGCGGCGUGCGCGCGUUCGUCAUCCCGGGAAGCACCACCCCGGUGGAGGGCCUCCCGGGGGGGAAUUCCGCGGAGGGCUUGCUCCCGGAGCUGAGCGCGAAGGCGCUGUCGCACGACCGCCGAGGCGUCGUGAGCCUGAUCGUCGAGCGCGGGUCGCCGCCGCCGCCGCCCAAGGAGAAGCUGGUGAGCAUGAAUGGAAAAUUCGUCACGGUGACGGACCCGCCGCCGCCGGGGCCGAACGGCACCGCGUUCACGGUCACCGUCGCGAGCGGCGCGGACGAGUUAUCGGAGGUGGCGGAGAUUCUCGACCGCACGAACGUCGUCGUCGGCGAGGUGGUGGAAGGGAUGGAGGUGUGGGACGCGAUCGCGGCGUUGCCGACGGUGAAGGAUAACUCGUCGUCGCCGUUUUUCGCCGUCGCCAAAACCAUCGGGGAUAAGGUGCGUUCUAUACACUGGUUCCCAUACGACCGCGUUGGCGUGGUGAACGCCGAUCCUUAA
Molecule: messenger RNA, 1049 nt
Organism: Micromonas pusilla CCMP1545
Lineage: Eukaryota; Viridiplantae; Chlorophyta; Mamiellophyceae; Mamiellales; Mamiellaceae
Exons: 1
Coding region: 9-1049 (346 amino acids)
Biological process (GO): protein peptidyl-prolyl isomerization
Cellular component (GO): chloroplast
Molecular function (GO): peptidyl-prolyl cis-trans isomerase activity
Source: RefSeq, a predicted model, not a curated record